AUGGGUCUUAGAGAGUUGAAAAAUAAAUUUAAGCGUAUGGAUAUUCAUCAUGACCAAACCCCCUUGUCUGCGCCUGGCAAUCAGCUGUCGCUUGCUAACGAUGAUGAUAUUUUCCAAAAACCAAUUGCUACAAAAGAACCACCACCUUUGUUCAAAAAAGUACAGCAUAAUGCAAUACCCAAAGGUUGCUCUUUGAACCAACCGAUUCAAACCAACAAUUUCUACAAUAACUUAACUUUAGAAGAUCAGACUUGUCCCAUAUGGACAAUGCCUUAUUCUUUAUGGUUUACCAAGGAGGAGAAGGAACAGGAUUUUGGUUUAGCGUUCAAUCAUACAGAAGCUCAACAGAGAGUGUUUGGACCCGAUCCUGCAUCGUCACAUGCACAGUAUUUCUUCAAUCCUCCAAGAAUCAAAUCGUUUGUUUUGAGUAGUGAGAAUUUUGGCAAUCUAAGAUUGACAUUACAUGAACAUCGAAAAAUGUCGGUUACUGCAAGAUUAGAAAAUGAUCAAGGGUGCAUAGUUAUUCCGCUAUGUAUGGGUAUGGGUUUCAUUACUGCGAUUUAUGAUCGAAUCCAGCCCAUUAUUGCAUCUCAAGUCGGAUAUCAAGAGUUUAAGCAGUGUGGACAAGUUGAUAGCUUGAAAAAAUACUCGGUGAAAUUGUUUAAUCAAGUUACAUGGUCGAUAUAUAGUGAUAUCGAGUUGAUUUUGAAAAACCCCAAUCAGAUUGUUGGUCUGUCUCCGGGAACUGUUCAGAUUGCUCGUGGUGAGUCUUGUCACUAUGACGAUACUGCUGGGUGUUAUCCAGUUAAAAUUGAUUUGAGUGGUACUGUUAAUGGAGAUAUUGGUGAAUACAGGUUUACUUAUAUUCUUAAUGGCAGAUCAAGAUCGGGGAAAACAUUGGUAUGGGCAUUACCCCACCAUCAAGAAGUGGUCAAAUCUGACUCCGCCGCCGAUUGCACAGAUUUGCAAUUAGACUCAACUACAAAAGGGGUAAUGAAGGCUUAUAAAGUAAAUGAGCUAAUUAUGCAAGAGCACGGUUUGCCAAUUGAUAUCAAAUGGGACCCAUGGACAGAAACCAUGCAUAAAGCUAAAGCCACAUGGUCUAAUGAAGCCAAGCACUUGAUUCGUCAAGCUGCAAUAGAGGAGAUGAAACAAGAUGUUGUUGGCAUGGCCAAUAUCGACUCAAUGUACACCUCGGGAAAAAUCUUGGAUAAGUUUGCUUAUGUUGCAUAUGUCUGUCAUUAUAUACUAGAGGAUGAUCAGCUAACAGGGGAGAUACUACCACGAGUGAAGCAAGCAAUCGAAAUAUUUGCUAAAAAUCAACAAAAGUUUCCCUUGGUUUUUGAUACCACUUGGAAAGGGUUGAUUUCGUCGGCAGAACCGGGAGCCGAUUUUGGAAACUCAAACUACAAUGAUCAUCAUUUCCAUUAUGGGUAUCAUAUCCAUGCCAUUUCCUUAAUUGCAAAAAUUGAUCCAGAUUGGUUACAUGCAAAUGAUAAUUUAGUAUACAAUUAUGCCAUUACAAUGUUGCGUGAUGUUGCCAGUCCUCAAGCAGAUGAGUUCUUCCCACAAUCACGUUCAUUUUGUUGGUUCCAUGGUCAUUCUUUUGCCCAUGGUAUAUUUGCGCUGGGUGAUGGUAAAGAUGAGGAGUCAUCAAGCGAAGAUUAUCAUUUCGCUUAUGCAAUGAAAUUAUUUAGCUUGGUUGCUGGUGAUGAAGCCAUGGAAAAGAGAGCAAAUUUGAUGCUUGCAAUAAUGAAGCGAUCAAUGAACAUGUACAUGCUCUAUACCGAUGAUAAUAAAAUUGAGCCCUCUCAAUUUAUCAAAAACAAAGUUGCUGGUAUUUCAUUUGAGAAUAAGAUUGAUUAUGCUACGUAUUUUGGUCGUGGCACUAUAGGAGACGAAUGGAUUCAUGGGAUUCACAUGUUACCUACAACACCCAUCUCCGGGUAUAUACGUAGUCCCAAGUUUUGCAAAGAAGAAUGGGACCAAAAAUUGGCCGGUAUAAUUGAUAGAAUUCCAGAUGGGUGGAAAGGUAUUUUAAUGUUGAAUAAGGCCUUGUUUGAUCCUAAAAGUUCUUACGAAUGGUUUGCCAGAAGAGACUGGCAGCCUGACCAAAUAGACAAUGGUAUGUCUAGAACAUGGUCAUUAGCAUAUACAUCGGCGCUCUUGUGA
Lodderomyces oxycetoniae is the source of this 2172-nucleotide messenger RNA. It is a transcript of the gene ACF2, whose product is annotated as Acf2p. Gene Ontology annotation, molecular function: endo-1,3(4)-beta-glucanase activity; glucan endo-1,3-beta-D-glucosidase activity. The record is from RefSeq and is a predicted model, not a curated record. Gene Ontology annotation, cellular component: cell surface. The transcript has a single exon. The coding region runs from base 1 to 2172 and encodes 723 amino acids. Lineage: Eukaryota; Fungi; Ascomycota; Pichiomycetes; Serinales; Debaryomycetaceae.